AGUAAAAAAAAAACAGCACGUGCGAGUCGGUCUCCGAAUUCCGUACGCGGGUUCUCAGCACGUGCUCUCCGCCGGAAAUGCCACCGUUAAAAAACCAACCCCCGUUCCUAGGGUUUUCCCGAGAAUCGUCUUUCCCCAGAAUUCCUCAGAUCCCAAAAAUAAAAAAACCCACCAAACAGAAAGCAAACGCUCCUUUCCUGGAAAAUUACUUUCUCUAUCUUAGCGGUGAUUUUCUCGGGGGGAAAUUUGUUCCAUAUCCAGUCCCAAAUUUUCCUGGAGCUCAAUACUCCGCAAUCGGCAGGAAGAUAAGAGGUUGAUGGUGCAGUUGAUGAAAUCGGAGAACUUCCCGGCUGCCGCUGGAACUGGAUCCCUGUCGUCGACGAUUGGGAGCAAGGAUGCGCCGGUGAAGCUGGAGAUCGUCGAGGACACUUUGGAGGAAGAGUAUGGCCCUCUGAACAAGCGAUCCAAGACUCUUCAACAGUGGGGUGCCGGUGCUAAUGCAUUUCCCGUGCCGCCGGCGCAAUACAAUCCACUCGAUGAGCCGAGUCCUCUGGGGUUGCGGCUGAGGAAGAGCCCGUCUCUGUUGGAUUUGAUUCAGAUGAAGCUCUCUCAGGGGGGUGUUGCUUCGAAGCCGGCGGAAGCUCAGCAGAGUGACAAACCAAGCUCUGGAGCGAAGAAGGACAAACCGCUGAGUGAUAAGCUCAAGGCUUCGAAUUUCCCGGCAUCCGUGCUGAGAAUUGGGUCAUGGGAGUAUACGGCGAGGUACGAGGGGGAGUUGGUGGCCAAGUGUUACUUUGCCAAGCAUAAGCUCGUGUGGGAAAUUCUUGAUGGUGGUCUCAAGAGUAAGAUAGAAAUCCAGUGGUCUGAUAUCAUGAGUCUCAAGGCCAAUUGCCCAGAAGAUGGACCUGGAACUUUGAAUGUCGUGCUUGCUAGACAGCCCCUUUUCUUCAGGGAAACUAAUCCACAGCCCCGGAAGCACACUUUGUGGCAGGCCACUGCAGAUUUUACCAAUGGACAGGCCAGCUUACACAAGCAGCAUUUUCUUCAAUGCCCACAAGGGCUGUUGAACAAACACUUUGAGAAGCUGAUACAGUGUGAUAUGCGGUUGAACUUCUUGAGCCAGCAACCAGAGAUAGUUGUAGAUUCACCCUAUUUUGAAAAGCGGGCAGAUGUCUUUAGUGAGCUAGAUGAAUCCAACGAUCAAGAACUUGACCAAGUGGAAAAUGGAAGAGGUUCAGCAUUUGCAGCAGCUGGCUUCCAAAGUCUGGCUUCACCAUCUGCUGGGUAUUCAUCCUCGGAGAUGGAUCGUGGGGAUCAUACCGGUACAACAUCAGAACUCAUGUCCCGUGAAGCUCCCUCUCCCAGCUCAGUGAUGGAUAAUAAUGCGAUUGAAGGAAGGGGAAACUUCGAGUCUGUUGAUUCACGAGCACCCAGGAAUUGGGAUCAGAUAAAAGUGCCGGGCCUUACACCUUCAAUGUCCAUGAGCGAUCUCAUGAACCACAUUGGAAACUGUAUUUCAGGCCAGAUGAACUCCGGCAAUACAUCAUCGCUGUCCGCAGAUGGAGAAGAAUGCCAGGAGAUAUUGACAGACAUAGCUCAAUACCUCCUAAGCGACACUCAAAACACCACACCCUCAGAUGAGAAAAGGCUAAUGGCUAGGGUCAACUCUCUCUGCUGCCUCCUGCAGAAGGACCCCACGUCUUCUUCACAGCAGAAUCUGCAGACUAUCGGAGAGGGCAGCAGCAAUGACUCGGUUUUCCACCUGAAUCAACCAAACGGAUCUUUGUUGUUGCCUGAAUUCAAACCGUCGGAAGGUAACAACAUGAAGGAUGUUGCUUCGUCGAGCUUAAAGGCUCCAUCAGGGAUGUCAAGAAGAGACUCGUUCGGGGAUCUCCUGCUUCAGCUCCCUCGAAUUGCCUCUCUCCCCAAGUUCCUUUUCCAUAUAUCGGAGGAAGACUGAGGAGAGAAUAAGAGUAGAUGAUAGUUGAAAUGUUCGCAGCUCAGUCCCCCUCUAUGAUUGUUGAUAUCAAUGAUAGUAGUUAUUCCCUCUACUCUCUCUUGUGAAGUGAUUCGCUUUGUUUGUUUAAAAUUUAUCAUGUCCAACCUCUGGCUGAUGUGAAAAACUCAUUGAGCAUUGGUUUGAAGUUUGAACCCUAAGGGGUGAACUGGGAUUCCGAGAUUUGGCUUUGAUGAAGAAUCCCCAGAUUGCCUUCACCAUGUACAAAUAAACCAAGUGGAUUGCAUUGUGUAAAUUGAUUACCUCUCUUCUUUCUCUAAGCAUUUCACAUCAGUACGUAGUUUCAGGUUGUCGUCCUUGUGAUCUUAUUCUAGUAGCUCCAGAUUUGAGAGUUUGCAUCUUUUGUGAUCUCAUUAUGUUCCUCAGAUGAUCGUCUUUGUGAUCUUGUUCUGGUAGCUGCAGAUUUGAUAGUUUAGCACAGGCUAUUUGUGAUCUAGUUAUGUUCCUCAAGUGGUUGCUUUCUCGAUGUUAUAUCAGUAGAUGGAACUGAAGCUAAUUGUGUCCAGAAUAGGAGCUACCUGUAACAUGAAUCGACGAAGACAUUCGACACAUUCGUGAUCUUAUUCUGAUAUGCUGCAAAUUCGAGUAUGUGCACCAGAGACGUUUCUCGGUCUUUGAUCUAUUAUAUUUCGGCAAGUGCGAAUCUGGUUGUAUGCAUAGGACCAAAACACUCUAAGCCAACAUAUGCAAUGAAAUCAAUACGUUCAA
Messenger RNA from Linum trigynum, 2725 nucleotides. The record is from the annotation of a GenBank genome assembly. NCBI's taxonomy places the organism in Eukaryota, Viridiplantae, Streptophyta, Magnoliopsida, Malpighiales, Linaceae.